Pollicipes pollicipes is the source of this 3660-nucleotide messenger RNA. Its product is annotated as exocyst complex component 6B-like. The record is from RefSeq and is a predicted model, not a curated record. Gene Ontology annotation, cellular component: exocyst; membrane. Gene Ontology annotation, biological process: Golgi to plasma membrane transport; intracellular protein transport; exocytosis. NCBI's taxonomy places the organism in Eukaryota, Metazoa, Arthropoda, Thecostraca, Pollicipedomorpha, Pollicipedidae.
UGGGAAAUGUAUUUGGAAAAUGACCUUAGUCAUUUGACCUGUCUCUCUCGAAUGUGAUGGUGUUUUAAAACGUGAUUUACAGUGCACAAGGAUGUGACCACCCUAGGGCACAUAUUGCCGAGCAUCUACGCCUAGAAAUUUGGUGAUCCCCAGCAAACUAGGCAGUCUUCCCCAAGACCUUCAGACAAGCUGUGUCAAAUCCAAAGAAUCUCAUCAGGAUGGCUGACCAGGGUACUGUGGAGUUCAAGGAGGACAAGGACAUCACCAAAGCCAGACAUGACAUCUUCAUCCAGGAGAUUGAGGGCAUGGAUGACUACUGGGGCUCCACCUUCCGCACCAUCUACACCAAGUCAGAGCAGGACCAGUUCAUGGGCGAGCUCGAGGAGCGCACCAAGGAGCACGACAAGAACAUUGAGCGCAUGUGCAACUUCCACUACCAGGGCUUCAUCGACUCGAUCCGCGAGCUGCUGCAGGUGCGCUCGGAGGCGAGCAAGCUGAAGAACGAGGUGGCUGCUGUCAACCAGGAGCUGACGGACGCCUCGCGCCAGCUGAUGAAGCACGGCGACGGGCUGGCGAAGGCGCGCCGCGUGCAAUCAAACAUCCACGAGGGCAUCGAGGCGCUGCGUGGCUGCCUGCCCGUGCUGGAGACACACGCGCGCCUGCGCAAGCAGAUGGCCGAGAAGCGCUUCUACCCGGCGCUGAAGACGCUGGAGACGCUGGAGCACACGCUGCUUCCCAAGGUGGCCGGCCACAAGUUCGCGCAGGUGAUCGCGGCGCAGGUGCCGGCGGCCCGCGCCGCCAUCCAGGCGGCCUCCAUGUCGGACCUGAAGGACUUCCUGGAGGUGGUGCGCCGCGAGUCGCCGCGCAUCGGCGAGGUGGCCAUCCGGCACGCGGCCGAGCAGUACGGCCCGGAGCCGGCGGCUCCCUCGGCCGCCGCCCAGCGGCGCACGCUCCUCUUCCUCGGCGAGGACGGCCUGGCGCCGCAGCAGCUGUACGGCGAGCCGGCGCCCGGCGGCGAGGAGGACGACGACCGCGCUGCCCAGGAGCUGGUCAACUUCUCGCCCGUCUACCGCUGCCUGCACAUCUUCACGGCGCUGGGCGCCAAGGAGACGUUCCGCGCUUACUACGUGAAGCAGCGCCAGAAGCAGGCCGGUUUGGCGCUGCAGGCGCCGGCCAACACGCACGAGUCGCUGGCCAGUGUGCGCGACUACCUGCACGGCAUCGCCGGUUUCUUUGUGGUGGAGGACCACGUGCUGAACACGACGGCGGGCCUGGUGAUGCGGGCUGACCUGGACCAGCUGUGGACGUCGGCGCUGGCGCAGGUGACGGCAGCGCUGCAGAGCCACUCGGCCUGCUGCACUGAGCCCAGCCUGCUGCUCACCUUCAAGGAGCUGAUCCUGGUGUUCAGUCACACGCUGCGCAACUACGGCUUCGUCGUGCAGCCGCUGCACGAGCUGCUGCUGGAGAUCCGCGACCACUACAGCGAGGUGCUGAUGCAGCGCUGGGUGCAGGUGUUCCGCGACAUCUUCGAGCGCGACAACUACCACCCGGUGCAGGUGGACUCGGAGCAGGAGUACGAGCAGAUCACGCAGGUGUUCCCCUACGUCAGCGAGCAGCUGGAGAAGGCGCCGUUCCCGCGCCGCUUCCCCUUCUCGCUGAUGGUGCCCAAGGUGUACUCGCAGGUGAAGGAGUUCAUCCACUCGUGCCUGCGCUUCUCCGAGGGCCUGAACCUGAGCCAGAGCGAGCGCGACGACAUGGUGCGCCGCUCCACCAACGUGCUGCUGACGCGCACGCUGUCGGGCUGCCUGACCACGCUGAUCCGCACGCCGGGCCUCGGCCUGCUGCAGCUCAUCCAGAUCACCAUCAACACCAUCUACCUGGAGCAGGCCAGCGUCUUCCUGGAGGACGUCAUCACCAAGCUGACUGGCUACAACCCGAAGCAGGAGGGCGGCGUACACUCGCGCCUGCUGGGCCGCUCCAUGUUCAAGGACGUGCGCGCCGAGACCGAGCAGCAGAUCUACAUGCAGCUGCAGACCAAGAUCGACGAGUUCCUCGGCCUGGCCGCCUAUGACUGGCUGCUGGCCGAGUCGGACGGCACGGCCAGCGCCUACCUGGUCGACCUCAUCUACUUCCUCAACUCCACCUUCACGGCCUUCACCAACCUGCCGCGCAAGGUGGCGCAGACGGCCUGCAUGAGCGCGUGCCAGCACGUGGCGCGCGCGCUGUUGGCGCUGCUGCUCGGCGAGGAGGUGAAGCAGGUGUCGACCGGCGCGCUGCAGCAGCUCAACCUGGACGUCAUCCAGUGCGAGCAGUUCGCCGCCUCGGAGCCGGUGGCCGGCUUCGAGGAGGGCGCCCUGCAAAUGUGCUUCGCCGACCUGCGCCAGCUGCUGGACCUCGUGCUGGACUGGGACUGGGCCGCCUACUUCCAGGAGUACGGCGCGCCCGACGGCCGCUACGCUCGCGUCAGUCCGGCGCGCGCUGCCGUCGUCGUCGAGAAGCUGCGCGAGGCGGACAAGAGGAACAUGUUCUCCGUGCUCAAGCGCGCGGAACGCGACCGCAAGAAGCUGCAGGAGACGGUGCUCAAACAGCUGCGCCAGCUCACCGGAAAGGAGGUGUGACGUCGCGGUGAGUGAGUGACGUCAUGUCGGAGCGUUGUGACUUCACAUCAUUGGGCGUGACGGCGCGGAGAAGUGGUGCGUCGGGUUUGAUGUGUCACAGCAAUCAACGUGAAGCGUGGUCGUGCUGCAGGGACGAAGGCAGCUGAUUGGCGGCGGUUCUGACGUCAUGGCGGUGAUUGGGUGUGACGUCACGUCUGCACGGCGAUGGCAGAGUGGUCACGCGGCGGGGGCGUGUAGAACGUCGUCAAGAGUCAAGUGGCUGCUCUCGCCGCCCAGUGCAGCUAUUAAUGGAUCGGUGCGAUUGAAGACUAGAUGGUGGGCGUUUGUCCUUUAAGCAUCGCAUUCCGAGCGGUACACCGUUGGUCAUGUUUGGAUUGUGUUGGGUUGAUCGGAGGAGCUUGUUAAGAAUUUCGCGCGUUUGUAGCAGAGCGUGACUUACCUCUAUGAUGCCCUCCUUCUACAUAUCGAGGUGAUGGGACUGCCUUAGCAAGCAUUGUGUUUAUGAGAGUUAUGUUAUUUUUCUUGCCUCAUGUUUAUCGCACCGGAAGACGCAGAUUCGUAUUCGAGUGUGGUUUGGUAUGCCCUGGCGUGUCUAGCCCCAUUACUAGAGGUGGCGUCUUAUACAUUCCAUGGUGCGCCCAUGCCUGGCAUGGAACGUAAUAUCAAGUGCGAAUGUCCAGAUCGCUGUUACGAAAUACGCGGCGUGUUUGCGCUGGUUGUGCUUCCUUGUGGACAAAGUUGGAACUGCGAGUACAAGUGUUAAGUCGUCGGCCGUCCAAUGGAUGACGUGGGGGUAUUGCGGGCAGCAAAUGUGACCUUGCUACUUAGUCUUCCGUGCCAGCCUUUUUACUGGCGUUGGUAAUCUGUGCCUUACAAGGUGCCUGAAGAUGCUUUUUAUGUGUAACUUUGCUAUCCAUUUUACACGGUUGUGCUGUUUUUGAUCGCCGUUUGUAUUUUCUGGCGAUGUGAAACAUUGUUCAUUGUUGUACGCCUUAUUCACCCUUAUACCGUAGGGAAACAAUACAUUUACAGUACUAUAUUA